AUGGCGCCCAAGCGCGCAGUUGCCGUUGUCACCGCCACGGCGGCUUUGGCCAUGCGCAUCAGGACUGCCAUGGCAUCAGGUGGCACCGGUGACCGUGGGAGUUUCUGCUGCUGGGCCGCAGACGACCUCACGGAUUUCUGCGGCACCUGCCUGCCGAUGGCCAUCGCCGGGCCUACGAGUUACUGCAGCAAGUCCCAGGCCGCGUGCAGCUCGUGCGGUUCGGCGACCUGGUGCGAGGAUAGCACAGAGAGACAUAAGGAGGAUGGUGCUGGAACAGAGCUGGUCCUCAGCUUCGAUGGCACGCACGCGCUCGUCGAGGGCGGUGUCAUUGGCAUGCGAGUGGGCGACAAAACCUACAACGUCACCGUGGUGGACUCCAGCUUCGAGGCGUUUCCGACGCCAGCUCCCACGCCAGCUCCAACGGCUGCGGCACCCGCACCAACGCUUGCGCUCGCGCCAGCCGCAGGCAAUCUGGUGCCGAACGUCGAGGCUGUGAAGCAGCACGGCAGGCUUCGCGUCCAGGGCAACACGAUCGUCGGGGAGCACGGGAUGCCGGUGCGUCUGCGAGGCAUGUCCAUGUUUUGGUCGCAGUGGAUGGGGCAGUAUUGGAACCCCGACACCAUUAGGUGGCUCAAGGAGGAUUGGCACGUGUCGUUCAUCCGCGCUGCUAUGGGCGUUGAGCAGGGCGGGUACCUGGAGAACCCCAGCGCAGAGAAGGCGAAGCUGCAGGCAGUGGUGGACGCCUGCAUCGACGUGGGCAUCUACGUGGUCAUCGACUGGCAUGCCUACCACGGCGAGGACCACGUCGAGGAGGCGAAGGCCUUUUUCAGCGAGAUGGCCCAGAAGUAUGGCGACAAGCCCCAUGUGCUCUUCGAGACGUACAACGAGCCUCAACAGGUCGACUGGUCGGGUGUCAUCAAGCCGUACCACGAGCAGAUCGUGCCUGUGAUCCGGGAGCAUUCCGACAACAUAAUCAUCCUGGGCACCAGGACUUGGUCGCAGGAGGUGGACGUGGCCUCGCAGGACCCGGUCCAGGGCGACAAUUUGGCCUAUACGGUCCACUUCUACGCCGCCUCGAUGGGCGCCGAUCUCCGAGGGAAGGUCUCGACCGCGCUCGCCAACGGCGCCGCCAUCUUCGCCACCGAAUGGGGCACCUGCGAAUACACAGGCGAUGGUCGCCUGGACCUGGAGGAGUCCCAGGCGUGGCAGGACUUCAUGGAGGAGAACCACAUCUCGGACUCAAACUGGGCCAUCAGCAACAAGGAGGAGUCGUGCUCCGCGCUGCGUGGCGGAGCCGGCGGCUCUGGCGGCUGGUCGGAGGGGGACCUGUCGGAGUCUGGCAAGUGGGUGCGCAGCUCCAUCCGGGAGUACAACUCGGACGAGCCGCUGGCCAGCGCCGGCGCGGCGAGCCCGACCACCCCCGGUGUGCAGCUCGAGAAGGCCGUGAUGCAGAAGCACGCCGUGCUGCGCGGCCCGGCUCGACUCCCGGGCGCCGGCAGCAGUGCCUGGCACGCCGCCGCCCUGCCCGCGCUGGCAGCGUGCGCCGGCGGCGCGCUGGCGCUGGCCGCGUGGGCCGCGCGGGCCCGGCGCGCGGCGGGGCUGGCGCGGUUCCUGGCCGUGGACCGGCAGCCGCUGGACAUCCCCAGCGGCUCCGACGGCCUGCCGCAGCUGCAGUGA
Prorocentrum cordatum is the source of this 1677-nucleotide messenger RNA. The record is from the annotation of a GenBank genome assembly. Lineage: Eukaryota; Dinophyceae; Prorocentrales; Prorocentraceae.